CCGGUCUAAUCAAUCCCGGUCUAACCAUAAGGAUUGGAUCGGACCGUUUCUUCUCGCUUUCUUGCCGAUCCCUCGCCUCGUUCCAUCCUCACUGUUUCCAUGUUUGGCUACCGGCGGCAACCUCCUUCACUCUUGACGACGCCUACGGGAGACAGCAGCGGGGAGGUGAAGCGGCACGGAGAUAUAUUACCAAUUUCUUCUGUCUCUUCUACGUCCUCUCGUGUUUCCAUCAUUGGCCUGAAUCGAGCGACUCCAUAGCCCGAUCUCCAACUGAGGCUCGUACUUGGUUUUGGAUCCAGUCGAUCGAUUUGGGAUGGAUCUGUGCACCGAUUUGAUGGAUUAGCGUUCCAUAUUCUAAAUCCAGUGUAUCAUACUGCCUUGUUUCAGCAAAAAAAAAAAAAAAUGUUUGACCUUGGUGUGGGACGUUACUGAAACCAACUAGGAGAUUGUGGCGCGGAGAUGGAGAAAGGUUUCUUCGACAUUCAAAUCCUUCUCAUCAUAGUGGCUGCAGCCUUUUUCUUCAUUCAGGUACAUGGUUUCACAGCAGAUUCUUCACUUGGACAAGGAAAUUUCCAGCAACCAGAGGAGAAUAUUUAUAUAGCUGUAUCCUAUGUGGACUCUUCUGGUAAGUUCCGAACUCAGAAGGUUGAUUCAAAGACCUUAUCGUCAUCCUGGGUCUGGGAGAGUUCAAUUGAUGGAAAUCUUAGCCAACAAAUUAUUGGACAGAUCCCAGAAAAGUUGACUGAACACCCUAUGAAUGUUACCGAAGAGAGUGUUCAUCCUCCAACUUACUAUAAUCAACCAUCCAAUCCUAUAGAUCCAAUCAAGCUUAGACGUCUGCGAUUGCGGGAAAAAAGGAAGGAACAACGAAUUGCAGAUCUUGUUCAUAUGAGCAAAGACACUGAAAUGCAGAUGCAAAAAGCAGCCAUCCGACGUACACAAGAGUUCAUCAACACAAGAAAGUCAUGGUAUAGCAUAUGGAGGAAAGAAUAUUUUAAUCCUCUCUCUGAUUCCACUCUUAAACUGAUGAGAGAUCAGAUUGUAAUGGCUAAGGUGUAUGCUAGUGUUGCUCGUUCCACUGGAAAACUCGACCUUUAUGAUUCUCUGAUUAGACGCAUCAAAGAAAGUCAACAUGCUACUCGAAAUGCAAAUUCAGAUUCUGAGCUACAGGAGAGUGCUCUUGAACAAGCAAAAGCUAUGGGCUAUGUCCUGUCCGAUGCAAAAGACAAGCUACACGAUGGUGCUGUUAUCACAAGAAAGUUGCGGACUAUGCUUCAAUCAUUAGAGGACACCAUAAACACAGUUAAGAAACACAGUACAUUUUUAGUUCAGCAUGCUGCAAAGACAAUGCCCAAACCGGUCCAUUGUCUAUCUUUACAACUUACAACUGAUUACUUCAUGAGCAACAAUAUUAACAAAGAAGUAUCAAAUGAGAAGCUUGAGGAUCCCUCGCUUUACCAUUAUGCUAUAUUCUCCGAUAAUGUUCUCGCUACCUCAGUUGUUGUCAACUCUACUGUUAUGAAUGCCAUAGAACCAGAGAAGCAUGUGUUUCACAUUGUCACAGACAAACUAAACUUUGCAGCCAUGAAGAUGUGGUUCAUUGCUCAUCCCCUGCCAGCGUCUGUCAAUGUGGAAAACAUCGAUGAAUUCAAGUGGCUUAAUUCCUCCUACUGCUCUGUUCUUCGCCAACUUGAAUCUGCCAGAAUCCAAGAGUACUACUUCAAAGCGACUCAUCCAUCAUCUCUUUCUGCUGGAAAUGAAAAUCUUAAAUACAGGAAUCCCAAGUAUUUGUCAAUGCUUAACCAUCUAAGAUUCUACAUGCCGGAGGUUUAUCCUAAACUCGACAAGUUGCUUUUCCUCGAUGAUGAUAUUGUGGUGCAAAAGGAUCUGACACCGCUCUGGUCCAUAGAUAUGAAAGGAAUGGUCAAUGGUGCAGUUGAGACAUGCAAAGAGAGCUUUCAUCGGUUUGAUACCUAUCUCAAUUUCUCGAACCCACUAAUAUCUCAUAAUUUUGAUCCUCAAGCAUGUGGGUGGGCCUUUGGGAUGAAUAUAUUCGACCUGAAGGAAUGGAAGAAGCGAAAUAUCACUGGAAUUUAUCAUUAUUGGCAGGAUUCGAAUGAGGACCGUAAACUGUGGAAGCUUGGGACACUGCCGCCGGGACUGAUUACUUUCUACAAUUUGACAUUACCAUUGGAUCGUAGUUGGCAUGUUUUAGGGCUUGGGUAUGAUCCAGCCAUAAACCCUUCAGACAUAGAGAAUGCUGCUGUUAUUCACUAUAAUGGCAAUUACAAGCCAUGGUUGGAUCUUGCCUUUACCAAGUACAAGAUGUAUUGGUCUAGGUAUGUUAAUGUUGACAACUCAUAUAUUAAAGAAUGCUAUGCUUACUGAUGAUGAGCAAUAUUAAUAGUUCGUCUUGCUUUCC
Molecule: messenger RNA, 2422 nt
Organism: Zingiber officinale
Lineage: Eukaryota; Viridiplantae; Streptophyta; Magnoliopsida; Zingiberales; Zingiberaceae
Product: probable galacturonosyltransferase 3
Exons: 8
Coding region: 460-2388 (642 amino acids)
Molecular function (GO): polygalacturonate 4-alpha-galacturonosyltransferase activity
Source: RefSeq, a predicted model, not a curated record